ACUUGUUGAAUAAUUACAAAGCGAGCCCCCAAAAAGGCAACAAGAAGAAGAAGGACGCGAAGGAAGGGCCUUGAGUCACAGUCACACAACUACACAGCACAUGGUUCUAGAUUUUGCAGUUCCCAUCGCGCAUUAUUCAUCCUCUCUCCCUGAUUUUCCAGAAUCCUAGCCAGUCAGUCAGUCGGCAACAUGGCAAACAUCAAGGAGAUCGCCUCCUACGCUGAGUGGGAUGCCCUCCAGGCCUCUCUUCCUCCAACCACCCUCCUCGUCAUCUCCUUCCACGCACCCUGGGCUGCCCCCUGCGCCCAGAUGGCCACCGUCCUCAAGACCCUCGCCGCCGAGUACCCCGCCGACGACCGCACCACCUGGGUGUCACUGAACGCCGAGGACCUGUCCGACAUCAGCGAGAAGUACGACGUUACAGCGGUGCCCUUCCUGGUCAUAUCGAAAGAAGGCAAGGUGCUCGAGACCGUUAGCGGCAGCAGCGCGGUCAAGGUUAGGAAUGCGAUCGAGAGCUGGGCCGGCAAGCCCAACGCGCCGGGCGCAGCAACAACAAACGGCGCCAGCAGCAACGGCGCCGCCACCUCGGGCAUAGCGGCGAGGGAAGGCGACGGCAAUGUCCUGGAUGAGGAGCUGCCGAAGGAGGAUCUGAACAAGCGUCUAGGGGAACUGGUCAAGGCGGCUCCUGUCAUGUUGUUCAUGAAGGGCACACCAAGCGCACCGCAGUGCGGCUUCUCGAGGCAGAUGGUCGCGAUGCUCAGGGAGAACUCGGUCAAAUACGGUUUCUUCAAUAUCCUGGCAGAUGAUGAGGUGCGGCAGGGUCUGAAGGAGUUUGCCGACUGGCCUACCUACCCACAACUGUGGAUUGAUGGAGAGCUGGUGGGUGGUCUUGACAUCGUCAAGGAGGAGAUCGAGAACAACCCGGAGUAUCUGAAGCCCUACAGUGUCAGCAACUGAGCCAACAUGGAGUUCCCAGAUACAGAGGACACACCAACCACUCGGAGCCAGACAAAUGGGGAUUUGAAGGUCACAGAAAUGCAAGGCUGCCGGCAUGAAGAGCUUACACUAAGCCCUGCCAUGGCCAAUAUUUGACAGCUACCCGAACAGAGAUGACAGCCAAGCCAGCACAUGCCUAGGUUACUUAUGUGGCUGUCAAAUAGCAAGCUGGGUCGGAUGAGAAAGGCUAUACUUGGGCACAAAACCCCCAUGUCUUUGAAAUCACUAUGCAUACCAAGUAUCUAUAGUAAGAUCACAGAGCAUUACCUCAAGAGAACAGACCCCUAAUCAUGAC
Messenger RNA from Cryphonectria parasitica EP155, 1291 nucleotides. It is a transcript of the gene TRX, whose product is annotated as electron transporter activity protein. The coding region runs from base 190 to 957 and encodes 255 amino acids. The record is from RefSeq and is a predicted model, not a curated record. Gene Ontology annotation, molecular function: 2 iron, 2 sulfur cluster binding. The transcript has 2 exons. NCBI's taxonomy places the organism in Eukaryota, Fungi, Ascomycota, Sordariomycetes, Diaporthales, Cryphonectriaceae.